UUUACGGUAAUAUUUAUUUUUAGAACCGGUCUGCCCAAAGCUUAUAAAAUACAGGAACUUUCCAGUUUCAUCGUACAUUCAGACUUUGACAACUACGAAAGAACAACGUUUUAGGUAUACAAUGCGAGUUGGAAGGCGAACAGCACACGAAGCCGACGCUUUUGUACAGACACACAAAAUAAACACAAAGUUUCCAUAGCAGAUCAGCCGACUGUCAACAAAUCAAAAUGACGAAGAAACGGACAUUCCUGAGGGACGUCAAUUCCCUCAUGAAGACAGUCGCAAACGUGACAGCAGACCAGGUUACCAUCUCGACAGAGUCUCUGGAAAGCGCCGACGAGGGAAAUGAUAUCCAUGAGGGCAGCAUCAUUGCAGAAGUGGCACCAUCAAGCGGGGCUUACAAAGGAGGCAAAUUCAAGUUCGAGAUCUAUGCUGUAAGUGAAUACCCUGAGUCACCACCAGAAGUGCGAUGCCUCACAGAAAUAUACCACCCAAACAUUGACAGUGAUGACACCGACAGUGAUGGUACCAACAUCUGUGUGAGUCUGCUUGAACAAGGGGAGUGGGAUCCCAAUAUGACCUUGGAGCAUUGUAUACAGGCCAUCCUCUUCCUCUUUUACAACCCAAACUGGGAAGAUGCUCUUUCCCCACUCUUCUCACCAGACCUUACUGAAACUGACUUUGAGAAAAAUGUUAAAAUUUCCAUAGAGGGAGGAGAUAUUGAAGGGCGCUUGUUUGAAAGAAAUUAUGGUUUUACUGUGUCUGAGAAUGUCACAAACGAUGCUGAUGGGUCAAAAUUAACUGAUCAAGAAAUCGAACUAAAUAGUAUAAACACUGCCCUAAACAAUGCAAGAGUAGAUAAUAACGAAACAGUUGAAAUAAAUCGGGCAGAGGAUUCAACAACAGAAAUUGGAACAAGGGUUGAAAUAGAAGAAUCUCAAGAGGAAAACACUGUUCAAGCAUGUGACACUGCCCAAGUAAACAUUGAAAUUCCAACAGUAGAUUUCACCACACAGGAAGUGGACCCAACUACACAGGAAGUAGAUCUACAGGAAACUGUCAGACAGGAAGUAGAUCAAACAGAGACCAAUACUGUUGUACCACAGGAUUUGGAAUGUGAAACACAGACUUCAGGCCAUGUUGAUUCAGAGGAGGUUAUUGUUUCAGAAAAUAAUUUCAAUACAGAUCAAAGGGAGACAAUCAAAUCAUUUAACAUUUUGAGUGCAAUAAUUCUUGACUAUUCUACUAUACAAAAUCUUAAGGUAGACAAACAAGCUGGUUUUCUACAUAGAAGUUUAUCUGUUGGAGAUUCUCCACGUGGAGAAAUCAGCAAAUUAAACAAUGUGGCUGUUGGUGUAGAUAAAGAAACAGAAAACAAGCUAGGUAUAAGGACAAAUACAUUGAAUGUAUGUGACAUUGGAACAAAUGCGAUUGAUGGGGUUGCAGAUGCAGGAGUGCCAUGUCCAUUUGUAGUUGAUGAACAACAGCAGCUGUUGCCAGAUAGCCCAACAAACACUAAAUCUGGAAAGGGCAUGGGAGCCUCCACUGAAUGGUGUUGCAAUGUAAUGUAGCUUGAGUUAUGCUUGACAGUGUAGAUGAAUGGUCAAUUAUCCAAGGAUAUGUGUGGAUGCAUGUCGUUAUGGACAAAUUAGUGUGAAUGAUAUGUCAGGUUUUGUAUGUGUUAGUCAGCACGGAAUGGAUUUUAUUAACCUAGUGAUUUACUUGGAUGGAGGCAUUGUGUAUGUAUCUAGGUAUGUAAUUGGUUGAUAUUUUACAAGCUUCACAAUAUUUAUCUGUGUUUAAACUUAAUGUUAAAUGCUCAUUUCUGUUGCUGCAAAUUAAAUCCCAUGGAUUGUGCUAGUUAUUGAUGAUAAUGUAUUUGGUUAAUUCCAUUAUCUAUUACACUUAAGUAUCAUGUUUGUUGAUAGGAAGCUAAGCAGUACAAAACCAAAUUAUUAAUAAAGCUACUCUGGAUAAUCUUUGUAUCUCUUCUGAAGAAAUGUUUACCUUCCCUGGUUGCACCUAUUCAAGCCCCCAAAAUAAUCUGUUUUCUCUUUAAAUUUGCCUUCCUUGCUAAAACAUUUUUAAGUAACAAUGUUCUUAUUUACAUUGUGAUUGCAAUAGCUGUUAAUGUCUGACACAUAUAAAUGCUUCCAUUGAUUUUUUUUGUGAUAGAUAUUUUCAGUGAGACAUCAAAGGGGGACAACUGCAAUGACUUUUAAGUGUUUGACACCAAUUAAUGUGCUUUUUACAACUUUAAUUCCUUGUACCCAUGGCGUCAUAAAUGUAAAUUAGGUAAAAUAUAGUAAAUAAAUUAGAAGUACAGUAUAGUGAUUAAAUUUGAAUAUGUUGUAAAAUAUAAGAUGAAAACAGGUAAUUAGCUCCUAAUGUCCAUGACAUCAAAAAGUGCAAUUUCUGAAUUACACACCUCUUAUCUUAUAAUUGUCCUAAAAUAAAAACUGCUUAUAAAUUUAACAGAAAAGAUCUUUUGCCCAUAUGACAAAUUUUAUAGCUUCCAUGGCAUAUAUAUACCGAUAUAUAUAUUUUAAUAAUGAGACACCUCCAUCCCCUCCAAUACCCAUAACCAUAACUCUCCAACCCACUCGCCCACCAACACAACACACACCUUUGUUUGUUCCUCCCUUUCUGACCCAAUAGUUAUGCUUUUCUUAGGUACUGGUCACAAUAGGAAGUUUUUACAAUUAUUUAAGUUUCCCAGAUUGAUAAACUGUUAUAAGUGUCAAUAAUGUGUUUAGGCGAAAUACUGUUUGUAUGUUUUAUACCAUAAACAUUUACAUGUACAUUUGUGUAAAAAAUAUUAUUUAUUUAUUCAGUAAUAUAUAAUACUGAACGUUUUUGUUAAUAUUGCUGAGCUCUGACUCAACAGCUUAUCAGGUUUCUCGAGAUUACAAUGAAUAAAAAGAUAACAUGCUUAA
Pecten maximus is the source of this 2936-nucleotide messenger RNA. RefSeq lists its product as uncharacterized. The record is from RefSeq and is a predicted model, not a curated record. NCBI's taxonomy places the organism in Eukaryota, Metazoa, Mollusca, Bivalvia, Pectinida, Pectinidae. Gene Ontology annotation, molecular function: NEDD8 transferase activity. Gene Ontology annotation, biological process: protein neddylation. The transcript is spliced from 2 exons. Gene Ontology annotation, cellular component: nucleus. Bases 228 to 1571 code for a protein of 447 amino acids.